Molecule: messenger RNA, 438 nt
Organism: Anisakis simplex (herring worm)
Lineage: Eukaryota; Metazoa; Nematoda; Chromadorea; Rhabditida; Anisakidae
Source: the annotation of a GenBank genome assembly
AUGGAUUUCAGUUGUCAGAGUAGGGAGAGGAACAGGGGCAGUAACGAUAGGAAGAAUGAGUGUUGCAGUGAUGAACCGAUUCAAGUGGAUGUAGGCGCAAUGAUUGUUUGUGAGAUACUGGCGAAACGUGAAGCGUGGUGGCCAAAUUUACGUGUAUUCGAUGUGGCGGGUAGUGCGUUGCAGUCGGACGGCAUCGACGCAAUUAGUGAUCGUAUCACACAAUUCAUCACUCUACACCCUCGACUUCAGUAUAUCUCAAUUUUGGAUACACCUCUGAAUCGACAUCCCUAUCAGUACCCGCAUCACAGGGAUAUUCCUCUACAGAUCGCAAACGGUGGAACACGAGCACAGUGCUUGUUGGCGUUGCAACGAUAUUGGCGAUCGGAUCGAGAGGCAUUCACGGCACAUUCCCUACAGGCCGUCUACUAUUUGUUGCAG